GACCAGGCAGAGAGCUGUCCAAGACGACAGUCAGAUGUCGGAGCGCCGGGAAACCAAGAAAGAAAACAGGUGGCCAGAGCAGAGCCCGGUGCGGUGGGGUUUUCCUCAUCUUGGCAACCCGAUGCGACUCCUGGCCAUAACCAUCCUGUUCUUCAUGCUGCUGGACCCAGUGUUCCUCCAGACUCUGGAGCAGCAGGAUAUUCCAACUGCAGAAAGUCCCCGUCUAAAUAUGAAGUUUGAUUUGAGAAUGAAACUGAGUUACUGCGAAGAAAACACUACCUACCUUGAAUGUGUGAUGAUUCACAAGGAGAAUGGACCAAUCACUAUAAUACCCCAGGAGAAAGAAUGUCACUGCGAGUUUUCGGAUUAUUCUCUCCAUGAUGGAGUCACGCUUAUGGUUAAAGUAAAUAGCACCCAAAGACCGAUUCCAGAAACACUGGUCUACGCUAACUCAGGUGGGAAUGACACAGCUGCCCAGAAUUUCUCCUGCUUUAUCUACAAUGCAAACUUCAUGAACUGCAGUUGGGCAAAGGGUCAGGCUGCCCCUGAUGAUGUCCAAUAUUUUUUGUAUAUAAGAGACUCGAGGAAAAGAAGGGAAAGAGAGUGUCCUCAUUACAUAGAAGACUCGGGAACCCAUGUGGGAUGUUACCUGGACGACCUCUCGGGAUUAACUAGCUACAAUUACUUCCUGGUGAACGGUACCAGCCAAAGGACGGGGAUCCAGUUCUUUGAUUCGGUUCUGUCGUGGAAGAAAAUCGAAAUAUAUAGCCCACCUAACAAUAUCAGCGUGCUCUGCAACAAGUCCCACUGCCUGAUCUGUUGGGAAAAGCCCAAGACCCGAAAUAGGCUGUCCUACAUGGAGUUCAAAUACCAGCUGGACAUCCAGAGAAAGAGCAAUAAGGAAAACAGCGAGAAUCAACUGAUUGAGGUGCCUGGUAAUUUGGAGAAUAGCUACAACUUUCCAAGUCCGGAGCCCAGACCCAAGCAUACUGUGAAAAUAAGGACCUCGGACGCACGGAUCCAGAAGUGGGGUGCCUGGAGCCAGCCCAUUGAGUUUGGCUCCGAGGAAACCUCGCCCAGCCUCGUGCCCAUCUACGCGCUGGUGGUCCUGGGGACCCUCAUCACGGUCCUGACCCUCGGCUGCCUUUUGAAAAGGUUCCUCGCAUCCCAGACUUUAUUCCCACCGAUUCCGCGCAUCAAAGACAAGUGGACGGAUAGCCAUCGGCCUGACCACCAGGUCAUCUGGGAGAACUUCACCUUGGACACGGAAAAGGGUGACAACGAGGAGAUCCUAACAGUGCAAGAAGUCUCAGUGGCCCCGGCGAGCAUGGAAGCUGCAUAGACGCUUCCGGCCUGGAACAUUCUGGAAGCUGCUUUUUUUUAAAAUUAUUAUUAUUGUUGUUUUGAGCAUUUAUUUAUACAGCUUUUUUUUUUUAAUUUUUUUACUUGAAAAGAAUGUGAUUUUUUGCAAAGAUGGCUGUCGUCGGAGGGCUCACUGAACGCGCUGGGAUCCGACGCCGUGAUGCCCCUGCUUCUCUCCCGGGAACAGAGAGCUCUUCCUUGUUUUACAGUGGCUCAGAUACCCUCCUGGCAACAGCCAGCAGGGCUGAGACGUGGGUCUCUGGCCUGUCUGUGGUCCCCAUGGGAGCACUGCCCUCCUCUGUUUCUCCACUAGCUGCAGCUCAGCCCCAUGUGGGGACCAUCUGAGGGUCCCGAAUAGUUAUCUCCCCCGCAAAGUCCCAUUUGCCACCUAACAUGACACAUUCCAAGGCUCUCGGAAUCAGGGUGUGGACAUCUUUGGGGACAUUGUUCCUUCCACCACGUGGGGAUCGGAUGUGGACAUGUUUGGGGACAUUGUUCUGGGGAUCGGGAUGUGGACGUCUUUGGGACAUGGUUCCGUCCACCAUGUGGGGAUCGGGACGUGGACGUCUUUGGGGACAUGAUUCCGUCCACCACUUGAACACUGGGAUAUGGACAUCUUUGGGGACAUUGUUCCUUCCACCACGUGGGGAUCGGAUGUGGACAUGUUUGGGGACAUUGUUCUGGGGAUCGGGAUGUGGACGUCUUUGGGACAUGGUUCCGUCCACCAUGUGGGGAUCGGGAUGUGGACGUCUUUGGGGACACAGUUCCAUCCACCAGACAUGGAUCAGGACGUGGACACCUUCGUCUGCAGGCAUGGGCGGGGAUGGGAGGGGACUUCUCUCGAGGAUCCCGAGACCAACUCUGCACCUUGACUUCUGAGACACGUGAAUAUGAAACCCCGCAGGCCACCCGCCCGCCCAGCCACAUGAAGGUAAGAAGGAGGGAAGGGUCUCAUACAGGUCUUGCAGAGACAAGAAGCCAGUCCCACGCAGGGAGUGAACGUGGCCGUGAAGGGCCACAAGCGCAUAUGCAGCGGGGUCCUGUGGAAAGUCUUAGAAGCCAAGGAGAGUGUCCUGCGAAAACCGCAGCUCACGUGGUGUUGUGUUUGUUGAUGAGGACCAAGCUUACAGGGAGGGCAGAUGUGUCUGGAAAUAUGGAUACAUACAGAUACAGAGACAGGUAUAUCCGUAUAGAAAGAUACAUGCAGAAGAGAGGAAACAAUGUAUGUGGAUGGAUACACAGAGGGAGAGACAGAUACAUAUUUGGAGAAAAAUGGGUGGACAUACAUACAAAAAAUACACAUGAAUAGGAUAGAUGGGAAGGAAGUGGCUCAUACGAUGGUGGGGCUGGUCCGUGUGACACCUGUAGGGCAGGUGGGUGACCUGGAGAUGCAGGCGGCAGGUGAUAGGUAGUACACACCUGAGGCAGAAUUACUUCUCUGAGAAAGAGUGCUGUUUGCUUUUAAAACCGUCACCUGAUUGGACGAGGCCCACCACCGUUGAAGUAGACUCUGUUAAAUGUAGUGGCUUGUGGAUUUUUUUCUUUUUCUUUCUCUUUUCUUCUUUUGUUUCCUUUUUUUCUUUUUUUGCUAGUGGAUUUUUUGUCCCACCUGCAAAACAGCUCUAGGCAAGUGUCUGAUUGCAUAACAGGGGGCUUGUCCCCUGUCUGUGUGAACACACAAACGGAU
Messenger RNA from Lutra lutra (Eurasian river otter), 3049 nucleotides. Its product is annotated as granulocyte-macrophage colony-stimulating factor receptor subunit alpha-like. Lineage: Eukaryota; Metazoa; Chordata; Mammalia; Carnivora; Mustelidae. Gene Ontology annotation, molecular function: protein binding; cytokine receptor activity. Gene Ontology annotation, biological process: cytokine-mediated signaling pathway. The record is from RefSeq and is a predicted model, not a curated record. Gene Ontology annotation, cellular component: membrane; external side of plasma membrane.